AUUUAACCCACAUCAGGUGCAAAAAUUGUCCAGUGAAGCUGUCUAAGCAAAAGGAUACUCUACAUUUUGUCUUUGUCUCUGGCUUUGCACAGCUAGUUAUCAUAGAAUGCCUUCAGUUUCACAACAUCUACUAGUGUACACAACAUCAGUGCUGCUACUGAGCAUGAUGACAAAGGCACAAACAGGGACGUUCUAUCCAUUUGGCUCAGUGGCAGGUGACACAGACAGUUUUGCUAUUGAGGAUGAAAACUCCACUCGUAUUGAUCUUUGGAGUCCAUUUGCUUUCUUUGGCCGCAUAUACCAUACGAUAUAUAUUAAUAAUAAUGGAUACCUUACAUUCAACCAGUCUUCAUCAGAAUAUAUCCCCAAGCCUUUUCCUGCCAAUGGAAGUGAAGAUAUCAUAGCUCCUUUGUGGACUGACAUUGAUGUCAGUGAGAAUGGCGUGAUCUUUUAUCAACAAUACUCAUAUGGAAGUGUGCUCACUCGUGCAUCUCAGGACAUAAACCAGUAUUUCCCUGAUCUGAGCUUCCAUGCUACUUGGGUUUUUGUUGCAACUUGGGAUAAAGUUGCAUAUUUUUAUCACUCAGGCACGGAAACAUCUUUUCAAGUCGUUUUAAUAUCAGAUGGCAAUUUGUCUUUUAUUCUGAUGAAUUAUGGUGACAUUGCAGUGACACAAAAUGUAGUGCAGGCUGGAUAUGACACCGUAAACUCCACACCUUAUUUAGUAAUUCCUGGGUCAAACAGCGGAAGCAACAUUCCAAAUCUCAAAAACUCUAGUAAUGUAAAUGCUCCAGGGUGUUGGGCCUUCAGAGUGGACAGUGAACCAGAGCAUCAACACACCUCAAAUGAUUAUGUCAUUGGACUUCAAAUGAGACUUUCCACAUUUUUAGACCUGUCAGAGAUUGGAAAUAUUGCGAUUGUUUUAGAGAAACUAAAACAGCAGAUGAUCGAUCGUGGUCUACCAAACACAUUGACGCUGAACUUGAGAAGUGUACAAAAGCAAAACCCGUAAUAUUAUACAGGAAAAAAUCUUAAACUAGUGCACUGUGAUAUCAAAAGAUUUCUGGUCAUUGAUAUUGAUGUUAUCACUGUCAUUCUGUUUUUGUUUUCAUUUAACAUUUUCUCUCAGGUUAGCAGAAAUAACUUUCAGUUUUUUUAUUUAUUUUUUUUUGCUUAUUUAGAGGCUGUAUGCUUGUAACCGGGUCGUAUAUUCAUUGUAACAUUAAAUGAAAAAUAUACAUAUAUAUUCAAAUCUGUUCUUUUGCUUGCCACAAGGGGGAGACAGAAGCUUUGUGAGAUGUCCCAAUUUGACACUAUUCAGCCCCGCCGCUUUUCAGGGCUCCGCUGUUCAAAAAAUAAAUUCUUGUGGGCACAGAAAGUAUUUUAAACAGAAGCGAUGGUGUGAGGUUACGUGAAAAUGCCCUCUGCU
This is a messenger RNA of Xyrauchen texanus (razorback sucker), 1429 nucleotides long. RefSeq names its product sushi, nidogen and EGF-like domain-containing protein 1. The transcript is spliced from 9 exons. Bases 107 to 1012 code for a protein of 301 amino acids. NCBI's taxonomy places the organism in Eukaryota, Metazoa, Chordata, Actinopteri, Cypriniformes, Catostomidae. Gene Ontology annotation, biological process: cell-matrix adhesion. The record is from RefSeq and is a predicted model, not a curated record.